This is a messenger RNA of Styela clava, 2619 nucleotides long. The record is from RefSeq and is a predicted model, not a curated record. NCBI's taxonomy places the organism in Eukaryota, Metazoa, Chordata, Ascidiacea, Stolidobranchia, Styelidae.
AUGAUCAAAGCUGGAUCUGAGGAACUUCCUGUUCAUAAGAAUAUUGUGUCGGCAAGUUCCGAUUAUUUUAAAGCAAUGUUAUCUUACGAAAAUGUUGAAACAAAAUCUGGUGUCGUUGAAAUAAAGGAAUUUGAUGAAGUUUGUGUUAAAAAAUGUGUUGAUUUCAUUUACACUGGGGAUGCUUAUGUUGCCAAAGAAAAACGUGAAACACUCAUGGGUGUCGCUCACAUGAUGCAGCUGCAAAGACUUUGUGAUAGUAUCGCAAUUUUUCUGGAAGAUGAUCUUGAUCCUAGAUCGUUUUUUCAAACUAAAAAAAUUGCGAAUAGGUACAACUGUAAACAAGUUGAGGAAAAAUGCAAUCAAUUUGCAUUGCAAGGUUUUAAAGAAAUUGCCCAGUCUGAUGAGUUCAUGGAUCUUGAUGAAAAAUUUAUUUCAUUUCUGAUGGAAUCGAAGGAAACAAAAGCAAAGGAAGAAGGGAAAUGUAAGAUGUUGUUAGCAUGGACCAAACAUGAUAUUGAUGAAAGAAAAGAAUGUUUUCUUAGUUUGGUGAUGAAAUUUCAAUUGACGAAAAUGACUUUGUCAUAUAGAAGAUUUCUUGUUGAAAAUGAACCAUUAAUACUUGAAUCUGGAAAAGCUCUCCAGUCAUUGACUUUGUCAAUUUUAGACAGUACUGGGAAUGUCAAAUCAAAAGAUUUCAAUUUCACAGAGAACAAACAGCUUGUUGUUUUUGACAAAACUUCUCAUAGAAUGCAUUCUCAUGAUGUUGAUGAUAAAACAUGGACACCAAUGCAAACCAUAGAUCAAGCAAUUAUACAGAAUUUAUAUUCUGCUGUAGUGAUGGAACUUGAAUAUGCUAAAUUUAAUGCAAAGUGGGAACAAAUGGCAAAUACAAAUCUUCAGUAUGCAUAUGCAGUUGCACUUGAUGGUUUUGUUCAUGGUUUUGAAUAUCAGAGGCACUCAAACAUUAUGGAAAGAUAUGAUCCAUCAAAUAAUAGAUGGACCAGACUAACAAACAAAUCAUUGAUUCUAGCAUAUGAAUCUUUGGUGGCUGCUGAUGGAAAGGUGUUUUGUAUUGCAGGAUAUAAUCAGCAAAGUCUAGCAACAAACCAAGUUGAGAUUUAUGAUCCUGUCACAUCAACUUGGUCUAUGGAUAAUAGAUCAUUGAAUGAAGCAAGAUAUUGUGCUUCUGCAACUGCUACAGAGGAAGGAAUAUAUGUUAUGGGAGGUUAUAAUGUUAAUAGUAAUACUAAUACUGUUGAAUUUCGUUCAUCUGUAACUAAAACCUGGAUGAUGUUGAAACCAAUGAAAACUGCAAGAGAGGAGUUCAGUAGUUGUGUGAUUGAUGAGAAAGUUUAUGUCAUUGGUGGAAAUGGAAAUCCUGCAAAUAUAGAGGAAUAUGAUCCUGAAACAAAAGAAUGGAAAAUUAUUGAAAUCAUUCAAGGAAAAAAUGUAACUCCACUGGCUACUGUUGCAUUAUUUAUGUAACAUUGACUGUUCUUAUCAGUUGUUAUACCUUUGUGGCGUCAUUUAUUCCUAUUAUUCAUCAACUAAAAUGGAGUAAUAGUAAAAAUAAACCUCUGUUGUUGAUUUGAUCAUGAAAGUGGAUGAAUAACCAAAUUUCUAUUUCAGCUGCAUUUCACCAGUUAUCGAGCAUAACCAUGGCCAAGAAAUUUGACUUCGAAGAGUUGAUUUAAAUUCAUUAUGCUCAAAGUGGUAUCUAUCUAAUUUUCCAUUGAAUUUUUUUUACCGAAUAGUUCACUAUUUCGAAUACUUUCGAAAUUAUUAUUUUCGAAUAUGAAAUUUUGAAUACAUGCAAAAAUAAAUUUAAGUAAAAAAGCAUAUUUUAUGGCAUGAAGGAAUCUGCAUACAAUAAACAAUGGAAUAACUGUUAUCUACAACCUGUCUAUUUACCAGACAUUUCAUGUCCACCGAUUGCCUGAUAUUUUCGAGUAGUAUUGCUUUUCAUAUUUCAGUAGGUACGAAAAUACGAAUCAAAAAUUGAUAAUAAUCGGGCAGUUUACUACACAUUUUAUGUCCGCAGAUUGCCACUGUUUUUUUAGAGUAUAGUAAUUCCUUCUGUUUUCCAGUAAGUACGAAACUUCGAAUCAAAAAUUAAUUAUAAUCGGGCAGUUUUCCACACAUUUUAUGACCGCAGACUGUCCGUAUUUUACAAUAGUAAUGCUUUUAUUUUUUCGCAAGUAGGAAAAUGAGAAUCAAAGAUUAGGUAUAAUCGGGCAGUUCACCACACAUUUUAUGUCUCCAGAUUGCCGUGAUAUUUUAAUAUACGAUAGCAAUGCUUUUAUUUUUUCGUAAGUCAACGCAACCACGGUUUAUGUUAAACAGAAUUAAAUUAAUACGGCAAGGCCUUUUAAUUGCUGGUAUCUAAAUAUUUUGCGCAACAGAAAAUCAUCCUAGUAAAAAAGUGAUACUUUUAACUAUCAUUAUCAAAAUCGGUUGCCAAAAAGUGGAUAAAAAGUAUAAACUAUAUUUCCUAAUAACUCCUAAUGACUAAUUUAUUGGGUAUUGUAACAAUUGUGGCUUUGAAUAAUUUCAAAUUUUCGACGUGAAGGAAAUAAAUGUAUAAACUAGAAUAUCGGUUAGAAACCGAAGACUUAUUGA